Messenger RNA from Pecten maximus, 3427 nucleotides. RefSeq names its product serine/threonine-protein kinase 32B-like. Gene Ontology annotation, biological process: regulation of signal transduction; protein phosphorylation; G protein-coupled receptor signaling pathway. The record is from RefSeq and is a predicted model, not a curated record. The transcript has 12 exons. The coding region runs from base 698 to 2191 and encodes 497 amino acids. Gene Ontology annotation, molecular function: G protein-coupled receptor binding; G protein-coupled receptor kinase activity; ATP binding. NCBI's taxonomy places the organism in Eukaryota, Metazoa, Mollusca, Bivalvia, Pectinida, Pectinidae.
GUUUAGGAAGUGGAUCGAGAGUUGAUAGACACAAAACUAGGAGCUAGCAUUUGUUGGAGGCUGGUGUUACCUGUAGCCAGAACACUACUUCUGCUUAGCUUCAUAAUUGAUUGGCAAGGCACGUGACGUUACGGGCAUAAUCAGCACAGCAGACGAACCUACACAGAAUGGUACAGAGCCGACAGAAAUGACAUGCUCGCUGACGAUCCAUGUAAACAACCCGUAUCAUUCCUCGGCGAGGGAGUAUAGUGCUAAACAAAUCCAAUGGAUUUGAUGACAGGUUUUUAAGAUGACAUUGGCUAUUAUUGAGUAAAGAGUUCUUUUAGAGGAAGCAACAGCUUUAUAUAUGAAGAUUAUAGACUCGAAUUAACACAACCGCCUUGCGUUUAGCAAUAUUAGAUAUAUUUGAAUUCCAAUACUAAUCCAGUUACCAUAUACUUUGGCAAUCAGCUGUUGGCACCCGUUAUCCAUACCGAGAGCAGUGCUGCGACAACAACCUUUCUUAAAACGACAUUAUUUGGCAAGGACAAUGGAUCGACGAAAAAGAAAAGGAUGGGGAAAGAAUUAAUGGUGUUGGUGUGCAGGAGACCGUGACCAUGACCCCACCCAGCCCCGGGGUGGAAGUUCAUUCCCGUCUAUAGGGCUCUAUCAGCCCUUCCUUCAAAUCCUAUUGCUCAGAAAACUCCUAGCAGCCGUGAUGGGAGCCGCCAAUUCUAGUAGGAAAGAUUCCUUCGAUGCUCAGGGUGAAGUUAACUUCGACCAUUUUCAAAUUCUCCGAGCCAUUGGAAAAGGAAGUUUUGGAAAGGUGUGUAUAGUGCAGAAAAAGGACAGUAAGAAGAUGUAUGCCAUGAAGUAUAUGAACAAGUCGAUGUGUAUAAAGAAAGACGCAGUGCGGAAUGUGUUCCGUGAGGUCGAGAUCCUGAUGGCGUUGGAUCAUCCAUUCCUCGUUAACUUAUGGUUCACCUUUCAGGAUGAGGAGGACAUGUUUGUUGUUGUGGAUCUGUUACUAGGGGGUGACCUUCGUUACCAUAUACAACAGGAAGUACACUUUGACGAGUCACAUGUGAAAUUGUACAUCUGUGAGUUAGCUCUGGCCUUGGAUUAUCUACAGACAUACAACAUAAUUCAUAGGGACAUCAAGCCUGACAACAUACUCCUGGAUGAAGAAGGUCAUGUCCAUAUAACAGAUUUCAACAUAGCCACAGUCCUGAGUGAUGGUCAGUUGGCCACCUCUAUGUCCGGCACCACUCCAUAUAUGGCCCCAGAGGUGUUUGCUUGCGCGCUGGAUGAGUGUACAGGUUACAGUUUUGCAGUGGAUUGGUGGUCACUUGGCAUUUGUGCUUAUGAAAUGCUAAAAGGAAGGCGACCAUAUGAGAUCCACAACAGUACCUCUAUACACGAAGUCAAACAGAUGUUCACCAGCCUCAAAAUACACUUCAACUCCAUCUGGACUGAUGGACUCAAGGAUGUACUCAAACAGUUACUCUACCUUGAUCCCAACAAAAGAGUUUCCAGUUUGGAGAUGUUAAAGAAACACAUGUAUGUGUGUGAUGUGGAUUUCUCCAAAGUGCUCACCCGCGACAUCAAACCUUCUUUUGUGCCUUCCAAAGACCAUCUAAACUGUGAUCCUACAUAUGAACUUGAGGAGAUGAUUAUCGAGUCAAAACCUCUUCACAAAAAGAAGAAACGAUUAGCUAAACAGAAUUCCAGGCGCAGUGAGAGUGGCUGUUCCACGGAAGGAGAUUUAUCACAAGAUGGAGAAGAAGAAAUCUACAAAUAUUUCCCAAUAUAUAAUCGGGAAAGAGAUAUAAUGAAUAUCAUGAAACUGAACAUAGGAGAGGAUACGUCUAAGGUCAAGAUCAACAGUUGUUUUGACAGUCAAGGAGAGGGUGUCAAAGUGGACCACCUGACUCACGUCACCCCUCUCCAGGAGGACAGUCUAGUGGAAGAGGAAGAAGGUGACAUUUCUGACGAGGAUACCGGCCCUCCACCCUCGCUAAUUAAUUAUGGCCUGUCACCACGGAAUAGUGAUGGAUUUGGUUGCAGCUUUGUGUCCUCAAAUCUGCCUGCCACUGACAAGAGAGAAGUGUAUCGUGGUGUUCGAGCACGCUCCCUAGAUUAUUAUCAUGGGCCAGUGCCUAGACGAGAUAUGGGGCGAAAGUUCUCCCACCAGCCCACUUCCUCAAGCUGACAAAAAGGGAGAUAACUUAUAUUCCAACUGGUCAGCAUAUACCAGGAAAUAUUAAUUCAAAUCUGCUAGAGAUUUUUUGGUCUGUGAUUUUUUAAUAAUAUGAAAGCUUGAAUAAAAAGGUGUAAAAUCUAGGAUUUUAAAAUUCAAAUAAUUAAUGUAAUCAGAACAUAUGUACUAUGAAUAUGGAGGGAGCUAGUAAUUUGUACAAGAAUGAAAUACAAAUAUCUCCAUGCGAUUACUGGGUAUAUCUGUUACUAUGGAAACAAUGAAAAGGCUAAGUGAUAUCUGCUGUUAUGAUAACUAUAUGCCACUAUAUCUAUAAGCCUUUUACUCAUUAGAGAGUGUCAAUACAAUGUACACACUUCAUUGAAUUUAAUUUUGUACAGUUGGAAUUUAUAUUGUCUAUAAAUGCCACUACAAACAAUCCAAGGCUGAGGUAGAACUUACAAGAAUAAUGGAGUAAGUUUUAGCCUUUACGUGAAAUUUUUGUUGGUGUAGUUUGAAGAGCACAGAGAGUUUUCAUGUUGGAGAUUCAGAUAAUCAAAUCUUGGUGGAACUUCUGUAUGACCUCACCACUGAUACCAUGUGUUUAACUUUUCAGCCUGGACAAGUUACUUAAAAGGGUCACAUCUGGAUGUGGAACUAUCUAUUUAUUGUAGGAUUUUCGAGGAUAAUUCUAGUACCUGUAUUAUCAUCCUCUGCAUAGCUGUUUAGAAGGAAGAUACUACCAACAGAAUGUACGGUAUGACUAUGGAUUGCCACAUCUACAAAAAUCCACUUACCAUAAGAGUUGAUUUUUGUUUUCAGAUUCAAGUAAUGCAUUGAAGAUGACAAUAACAUUCCCAAAAAAUGCCUCUUCCACAAAUACUUUAAAUUCCCUAGAUUCAGAAAUGUUGAUAAUACACAUGUGUCUAAUCCUGAGUGUACUCAAGCUUUAACUAAAGACAGCUCCAAAGAUGCUCUGAAUAUAGCAGUUUUACUUCCUGUACAGAAAUUCUCUCUCUCUGUAUUAUAUUAAGACAAAGAUGAUUUUAUUGACUUGCUUGAGUUCAGUUUUGUUUUUCAUGUGUAGGGUUAUAUUUUUCGUGUUGCUAUGGUUUACGAGGCUGCUGGUCAGUUGUUUUAUCAUUAGAUAUUAUUACAUAAAUGGCUGUUUGCAGUGCAAUAAUUCUGUUCAAUAAAAACAUAGCACACGUAAACAUAUGUGACAUCUUUUACAGUCAAACUAUGUCAUGC